Molecule: messenger RNA, 735 nt
Organism: Guyanagaster necrorhizus
Lineage: Eukaryota; Fungi; Basidiomycota; Agaricomycetes; Agaricales; Physalacriaceae
Exons: 1
Coding region: 315-602 (95 amino acids)
Source: RefSeq, a predicted model, not a curated record
UCAAGAAUUUCCACUUUUAGAGGUAGCGGGGGCCUCUAGAAUAAAUAUGACUCAGCAUUUCUAGCUAUCCCUUCAGCAUUUGCUGAAAAUAAAGCUCGAGUCUGGCAGUUCUUUCAUUACAGGCGAGAACAGUGAGUACUUGUUCAUCUUAUGCUGUGUUCUCUUGCUGCAUCAUUAAUGUCGCUCCUGCUGCUCACUAUGUUCUCUCUCGACUGGCUGUUCCGCGCACUUGCCACAGCAUCUCUCCUAAUUCCGAAUUUACGCACAUUAUUCAGAAUGUGGACAGCUUGUGCACUCAUGCUCUUGAGGAAACCAUGAAGGAUUUCCACGAGACAGAUAUCUGGUAUCCCAUAGAGAUGUACGGAUGCUCUUCGACAUUGUCUGUACCGCUCAUGGCUGCGACUUUUGCGAAACAAACUACAGCUCUCUCAUCUAUCCGGCUUUCAAAGACACUGAGCGCAUCGUCGAAGCUGGGUCCCGAACCUGUGGUGCGCUGGUCGGACCUCCCUCGAUGCCUGAAAUGUAGCCAACUAUGUCGGCCUAGAGUUGUAUGGUUUGGCGAACGACUGCAUGGCAUUCAUGAGAUAAUACGACAUCUUUAGUUUUCAAACUUUCAUUUACGCAGUUUGCGUGAUCUCGAGGAUAUUUACAUAGCUACCGUACUAUCCCACAUUGUCCACUACGGCUUGUUGACAUCGGAUUAAUUUUGUACGAACCCGGCUGACGUUCACGUGG